AUGGCUGGGGGCACGGGCAACAAGUUUGCCAAUGUGAUCACUGUCGUCGCAGGCGUCGCUUCUCUGGCUGCUACAUUGACUUCGGUCGUGUCGAUCAUUUUCCAGGCAAAGAACUAUCGAAAGCCUCUGCUGCAGCGAUAUGUCGUCCGAAUCCUCCUCAUGGUACCCAUCUACUCCAUUGCAUCCUGGACGAGCAUGGUCUCCCUGAACGCUGCCUCCUUCCUCGACCCGGUCCGCGACAUUUAUGAAGCUUUCACGAUCUAUACCUUCUUCCAGCUCCUUAUCAACUACCUGGGCGGCGAACGAUCUCUAAUCAUCAUGACCCACGGGCGCGCCCCAGUACAACACCUCUGGCCCCUCAAUCACGCGUUGCCCAAGGUCGAUAUCUCCGAUCCACACACUUUCCUGUCCAUCAAGCGAGCCAUUUUGCAGUACGCUUGGUUGAAACCAAUCCUGGCAUUCUCAGCCAUAAUCAUGAAAGCGACAGGCACCUACAAGGAGGGCUACAUUGGUAUCGAUUCUGGCUAUCUCUGGAGUGGGAUUAUAUACAACAUCAGCGUCACUCUUAGCUUGUACGGCUUGGGGUUGUUCUGGGUGUGCAUGCAUCAGGAUCUCCAGCCGUUCCGCCCUGUGCCAAAGUUUUUGUGCAUCAAGCUCAUCAUCUUUGCCUCCUACUGGCAAGGGUUUCUGCUCUCCAUCUUGGUCUUCCUCGGCGCCAUCCCAGACGAUGUACCCGAGUACACGCCUGACAAUUUAGCUGCCGCCAUACAAGAUGCGCUCAUUUGCAUUGAGAUGCCCAUAUUUGCUGCUGCGCAUUGGUACGCAUUUUCCUGGCAUGACUUUGCCGAUAACAAUAUCUCGUCCGCACGGAUGCCAAUCAAUUACGCCUUCCGCGAUGCGUUUGGGGUUCGUGACCUUGUCGAGGACUCGAAAGAGACCUUCAGGGGCGACAACUAUGGCUACAGAGUGUUCGAUUCGGGUGACAAGGUUAUGGCCCAUGAGGACUCGAAAUCCCGUCUUGCGCGACUGCGCGAGGGCAUGCGCUAUGAGAGGGGUGGCAAAGGGAAAUACUGGAUUCCCAAGCCCGGCGAGGUGAAUUCGACAACUCCACUGCUCGGAUCGGGGACCAACAGCGCGGCUGCGGGCUCCAGCCGAGAUCGACCCGACCAGAUUAAUGAGAAUUCACACGCUGGUUUCGACGAGCCCGAAUUGGACGCCGAGGAUGACGGGCUCUUCGAAGCAGCGAGAGAUCUGGAGUACGGCGAUUGGAAUUACCCUGUCAUCACGGCGAAUGAGCCUUUGAGAGAGCGAUACCUCUCCUCAGCGGGAAACUUUGGUGUGCGGGCACCCAAAUACCCGUCGCCUCAGCCACGGCCUACUAGACCCUCGGCAGCAAGCCGUUCAACAACGUCGCAAAGCACUCACCGACCUUCAGGUCCCGAAGAGGUCGUUCCAGUCAAGAAGAAGAGGAAGGGGAAAAAGGCCGUCCAUCACCAUCCGGCACCCAAUGUUUCGAAGCUUGAUCUGGAGGCGGGCCCUCCGCCUAGCCAGGCGCCUGCGUUGCAGACAACUAUCAUAGAAGCUUCUCCCCCCAAGCACCAAGUAGCGGAAACUUUGGAGAACUCGUCCAGUCCGGGCCAUGAUCAGAGUCCAGGGAUUGAAAGUCCCUGGUCCGACGAGCCACGCGAUCGCAACCACGAAGCCGGCAGCCGACACGACUAUCUAUCAGGAUGCCAAGCUCCGGAUACAGAGGAAUUCCAAAAUCACUGGGCUACCGAAGAGACAUCCAAGUGA
Emericellopsis cladophorae is the source of this 1794-nucleotide messenger RNA. Its product is annotated as Transmembrane protein-like protein. Bases 1 to 1794 code for a protein of 597 amino acids. Gene Ontology annotation, molecular function: transporter activity. The record is from RefSeq and is a predicted model, not a curated record. The transcript has 3 exons. Gene Ontology annotation, biological process: transport. NCBI's taxonomy places the organism in Eukaryota, Fungi, Ascomycota, Sordariomycetes, Hypocreales, Bionectriaceae.